Suillus clintonianus is the source of this 721-nucleotide messenger RNA. RefSeq lists its product as uncharacterized. The record is from RefSeq and is a predicted model, not a curated record. The transcript has 2 exons. NCBI's taxonomy places the organism in Eukaryota, Fungi, Basidiomycota, Agaricomycetes, Boletales, Suillaceae. Bases 27 to 614 code for a protein of 195 amino acids.
CUUGACAUGGCUUCUCCACAACGAAAAUGUCUUCUCGUCUUUCCAAGCUGUUUGAAGCUCUAACGAUCACUACAGCCACUUCCGUGAGACGAAAACGACUCGUCAAACGACAACGACGACCCUUCAAACUUGUCCGUCCACCGAAGAUGCUGCACAUCAAUAUGUGCAUAGGUCGUCCUUAUAUCCAGUUCUACGGAUAUGAAGCUACCCCUGAAUUCCUAGUCCGUUUAGCUGAGGAAAAAUGUCCAGAAGCAUUGCGCGACCGCAAUGACAGAGACUACGAGAUCGAUGCCAUGACGCAAGCACACAUGCUCAUUUUAGCUCGGUCGGGCAUCCUGCCACUUUUUUACAUGACCUGUUUCAAGCCCCAGGAUGGCUCGGUGCCUCCUGUAUGGCUCGAUGCAUUUGGCAUGCGCGGCUUCAACCGUGACCACAUAGACGAAGACGAACUUAUCGCCAAUCCGAUCGUCGACGUUCAGGUGCUCGCUGUGUGCUCGGAUAUAGAUCGUUCCUUUGAAAGGCGUCCUACACAGGCACAGAUGGACGCCAUUACAGAGUUGAUGGGGUAUGCACCACAGUGGUGGGUGGGUUAUGGGAUAGGAGAUUAUCAUUGAGCGUGAAUGGCGAUGGGUUGCAACGAGAUAUAUCAUGGAGCUUCCUUGCAGUUGUACGUUGUAGCAGUUGCAUAUAGUAGGCCUCAGGGAUUAUCAUACACCUACGU